CCACGUCGGCAUCGUCUGACGUCACGACGCUGCGACCCGAACGCGAACCCCUUAGCAGCAGGAAAUACGCGCGGGGCAAGGCGUCGCCGAGGCUAUACGAGGACAGCGACCAGAGGUAAUGGUCGAAAAACAACAACAACAUCAACGACGUCGUCACAUCGGGAAGACAUCAGCCGCAUGUAAAGCCAACGUCAUCACCAGUCAAAAUAGGAGAAGUGCCUCGAAUCGACGAUGCACAAGAUGCCCGGUCAACUCAACGAUUUAAAGCACAAAAAGAGGAAGAACAUCUCUGAGGCCACACCCCCCCCAAAGGGUUCUACCACAAGGAGGAAAUGCAUGAAAAGUCAGAAGACUCACUCUACAGCAGAGAGCAGCUCAGCGGGUGGCGCUGACAACAAAGUGGCCGGUGACGCAGAGCGAGCGUCUCGCAUCAGCUGCGAGUGUCUCCAGUCCACUGGCAGGCGGCGAUGCUCAGCAUCUCCUCUGCUGGACGGACAGGAGGGAAAAGAGAACACGGUGAGGGCGGCCCUGUUGCUGGACACCUGCGCAUGGUACGAUGUACAGGACAGGUCCGAGCCUGAGGACAUGGAUUGUGAAGAAACGGACAAAAACAUGUUCCCUGAUGACGACAGCAACCAGAUUCUUCCUGUGGAGCAGUUCUUUGGAAAUCUGGAUGCUGUACAGGAUUUUCCUCAAAGAACAUCAGCGACUUCCUCCCGUCACAACAAGCAGCACAGGCGGCGGCAUUACGUCGCUCGAGAGGACAGCGACGAGGAUGAGGAGGAGGCGGGCCUCCCCCAAGGGGACAGCGGCGGCACUUUGUAAAGAGAGACUGCUCUGAUGGACAUUUCAGAACUCCAAAAGAAAUGUAUUUCGUCCACUCAGCUGUCACAAGCGCCAAGGUAAUUUGAGCUAUUUUGGUACUGCAGCUGACAUUCGAGGAAAGAUCCAACUUUGACACGCGAGUAUGGCAAGCCCAGCCGUUUCUUAGCGCUGUUGUAGUGGAGGAUCGGCCAACUAACCUCAAGACAAACCCCUUUCAAGACAAGCCAACAUUGCUUGGAUAGCUUCAAAAGCCUGCUGACAAUAGUAACAUACCGUGUGUUGACCUGGUCAUCAGUGGAACAGCUGGGGAUCACUAAGAUGGUCUUGGUUAAUAUUUAGAGUGAGAGGGUUAUUGCCACCGCAUAUCAACAGCAGUUAUUUAUUGAUGCCUUGAUGAGACCAUGAGCAAAUCUCGAGCUCAAUGUGAACAAAUUAGUCACUGGCCACAACAUUAGUUGCACCCGAUGACAUCCAUGACAGGAAUUGAAUCAACAAUUCUGCCUUUACAAAUAUUUUACUAAUGCUCAGUUAUGAUUGACACUGGUGCUAAUUUAACAAUGUUCAUUAUUAUAAAACCGCGGUUUUAUAAACAAUUUAUCUUAGCGAUUCCAUGAGGGAUGCAAAAUAAGUGCAACAUAAACAUACAGUGGUUCAACAUUCUUUAAUGCAUCCAUUUUCAUAUUUUUGUCAUUUUAACCGAUCUUCCAUUAUAUGCAGAAAACGUGCCUUUUUGUGAUUGUAACAUGGCUAUUUUUCAGGAAAAAUGUUGUCUCCAGUAUUGUUUGAUAUGUGUUUUAAUGUAGGCUCUCUUUAAUUGAGGCAACAAAUAGUGACUAUCGGCCAUUAACACACCCGAAAACAUCUUACUAGUGGUCCGCUCAACCAAACUUUUGCAGCAGAAGGCAAAAAGAUAAAAAGUUUUGUGUGGACACGCUAAUUCACGCCUCCACCAGCCCCCCGCCUCUCAUCCAAUCACAAAUCUAAGAGCAGAUGUUUUAGAUUUGUGACUGACAGUCAGCGCGAGAGACAAGAUAAGAUUGCGGCACCCAAGUUUGCUGCGGCUACUUUGGCUCACGCUAGUUUUGCCCAACCAGUACUAAACAUCAAGACCAUCUGCCAUCUAUCACUUUUUGUUUUUCCCUUUUUUAAUUGCAAUCUAUCACAACGAAGCGGUAGCCAUUGUAUGCAACCGCGACCCACAAAUCAGCGGUUUCCCACCAGCACAGGCUGCCGCCCCCUGAGCAUUGGCACCAGUGAUGCAACUCCUGUUAAGGUUCAUUGUUUUAGACCAGACUUUACCGCUACAGUAAUCCUUUAUCCUUUACCUUAUUUUUAAAGGUUCAGUAAUGUUUGAAGAUUUUUGUUAGCGCUUAAAAUACUAUUAAAGUGUUUGGGGAUCAUAGUUUGUUAUAUUGAAGGUUUUAUACGGGCAAUUUGAAUCACUGAAAGGGGAGCGUCAAUUAUUCAUGGGAAUUCUCUAUCAGCGCCAGGCUUGGUCUCUAUUUCCCUCAAAUAGUGGCGGACCACUCUAUUGUUAAAGCUAAACCCCUCUGACCGCGUCAAUCAAAACUGAUCUUUUUUUUUUUUUCCUUAUUCUUUCCAAUCUUUAUCUUUUGUAUUGGGUAUCACUAGAUUGUGUGGCUGUACCAAAUGAAUUGUCUUUAUUCCCCACAGCACUGUAUUUUCGAGUGCCAAGUUUGCAUUUUGCCUCAAUUCACUGGUAGAUUCAAAAUCUCUUGACAUCCACUUACUUAUUUUGCAGAUCUAACCAAUCCCUCAGAAUUCAAUUCUAUAAAUACAUAGGAAAGCAAACGUGCACAAUGCCGCAGUGUGUGAAUGUCAUCAUUGUAUUCAAACAUUCAGCUUUUCUAAUGUCAAAAUCCAUUUUGAUUAAAGACAUAUUGAAGGUGCUAUUAUUAAGAAUUUGCCAUGUAAUGAAAAUAUUUGAAAUCCCUCCUGUAGUGUUUGGAAGCGAUGUAUUGAAGUGUUUGUUUCACACCAGCGGCCAAACUGAGAUUGUUAAAGUAAGAUGUAAUGUCGAAUGAUGCAACUUGAAAUAAGCACCUUUUUUUUUUAAACAUAGAAAGGUCCAUAACAAAUCUAUUGAAAAUGAGCAUUUAAUAUUUGAAAUUGUUUUGGAUUGUCAUGUUCAUAUUCCUUUCAUGGGAUUAUAUGCUUAGGCAGCUUUAACGCUACACAACUGUGUGUACAUGUAUAGAUAAAAACAUUUCUCAAUGCAGCUCAGUAUACACCGUUGCGUAUGCGGUCACAUUUUCAAAAAAAAGACACCAUCAAAAGUAAACUUCUGAUCUCGUCAUCUGUGAGUGUCAUAGCUUUUGCACUAUAAAAUGAUCGCAUCUAAAGCAUGUUGAUCAGACCAUCUAGCUGUUUUAUUUAUAUAUAUAAUUUUUUUUUUAACUCCAUGCCUUAUUCAUGCUGAAUGCUUUUCUUAUUGUACAAUCCAACUUUCAGACUGAGUGAUUGUCUCAAACUCAGCAUAAGCAUUUAAUGCAAUAAACAUUGCCGUGCCAAGAUUAA
This is a messenger RNA of Phyllopteryx taeniolatus (common seadragon), 3363 nucleotides long. RefSeq names its product chromosome 1 C1orf174 homolog (gene c1h1orf174). NCBI's taxonomy places the organism in Eukaryota, Metazoa, Chordata, Actinopteri, Syngnathiformes, Syngnathidae. The record is from RefSeq and is a predicted model, not a curated record. The transcript is spliced from 4 exons. Bases 232 to 825 code for a protein of 197 amino acids.